CCGGGAGGCCUGUCAGUCACACAGCUCUGCGUGGGUUAUGGUGGUGGUGGAGGUGAAGCCGCUGCAGCUGGAGAUCUGCGGCUUUAAUGGUUUUAUUCUGCUGCUGCGGAAAACUGAGGAAUUAAAUCACUUCAUCACGCCAUGUAUGGAUUUGUGAAUCACGCCUUGGAACUUUUGGUGUUGAGAAAUUACGGUCCAGAUGUGUGGGAGGACAUCAAGCGUGAGGCGCAGGUGGAUGUGGAAGGUCAGUUCCUGGUCAGAAUCAUCUAUGAGGACGCCAAAACUUAUGACCUGGUGGCUGCUGCCAGCAAAGUGCUGAAAAUAGAUGCAGGAGACAUUCUGCAGAUGUUCGGGAAGAUGUUCUUCGAGUUCUGUCAGGAAUCCGGCUACGACACCAUCCUGCGUGUGCUCGGCUCCAACGUCCGGGAGUUCCUGCAGAACCUGGAUGCUCUUCACGACCACCUGGGUACCAUCUACCCUGGCAUGCGUGCUCCAUCGUUCCGCUGCACCGAUGCCGAGAAGGGGAACAGCCUCAUCCUGCACUAUUACUCGGAGAGAGAAGGGCUGCAGGACAUCGUCAUCGGCAUCAUCAAGACCGUGGCCCAGCAGAUCCACGGCACCGAGAUCCACAUGAAGGUGAUUCAGCAGAAGAGUGAGGAGUGUGACCACAUCAAGUUCCUGAUUGAGGAGAAGGACUCGGAGGAGGAAGCCUUUUAUGAAGAUCUGGAUGGUUUUGAAGAGAACGGCACUCAGGAGACACGCAUCAGUCCCUACACCUUCUGUAAGGCCUUUCCUUUCCAUCUGAUGUUCGAUAAAGACCUGGUCCUCACGCAGUGUGGGAACGCCAUCUACAGAGUGCUGCCACAGCUCCAGCCCGGUGUGUGUAGUCUGCCCUCUGUAUUCUCUCUGGUGCGGCCGCACAUCGACUUCAGUUUCCACGGCAUCCUGUCGCACAUCAACACAGUGUUUGUGCUCCGGAGUAAGGAGGGCCUGCUGAAUGUGGAGAGUGCAGAGUGUGAGGACGAGCUGACAGGAGCAGAGAUUAGCUGCCUCAGGCUGAAAGGCCAGAUGAUUUCUCUCCCUGAGACGGAGAACAUCCUGUUCCUCUGCUCCCCCAGCGUGAUGAACCUGGACGAUCUGACCCGGAGAGGUCUGUACCUGAGUGACAUCCCACUCCACGAUGCCACACGAGACCUGGUGCUGUUAGGAGAGCAGUUCCGUGAGGAGUACAAACUCACGCAGGAGCUGGAGAUCCUCACUGACCGCCUGCAGCACACGCUCAGAGCACUGGAGGACGAGAAGAAGAAGACGGACAGGUUGUUGUACUCGGUUCUGCCUCCGUCGGUAGCCAAUGAACUGAGACACAAACGUCCGGUUCCAGCUAAACGCUACGACAACGUCACCAUCCUGUUCAGCGGCAUCGUGGGAUUCAACGCCUUCUGCAGCAAACACGCCUCGGCAGAGGGAGCCAUCAAAAUCGUCAACCUGCUCAAUGACAUCUACACCAAGUUCGACAUCUUGACCGACUCGCGCAAGAAUCCGUACGUCUACAAGGUGGAGACGGUUGGUGAUAAGUACAUGACAGUCAGUGGUCUUCCAGAACCCUGCACUCAUCACGCCAAGUCCAUCUGUCACCUGGCACUGGACAUGAUGGAGAUCGCAGGACAGGUGAAGGUGGACGAGGAACCUGUGCAGAUCACCAUCGGCAUCCAUACCGGAGAGGUGGUGACCGGGGUCAUAGGUCAGAGGAUGCCUCGCUACUGUCUGUUCGGUAACACGGUGAACCUGACGAGCCGCACAGAGACCACGGGCGAGAAAGGGAAGAUAAACAUGUCGGAGUACACGUACAGGUGUUUGCAAUCAGUGGAAAAUGCUGAUGCUCAGUUCCACCUCGAGUACCGAGGCCCAGUGACCAUGAAGGGCAAGAAGGAGCCGAUGAAGGUGUGGUUCCUGUCACGGAAAACGCUGUAGAGCAACGAAGAGCGACAAGAUCCCAAGCGUUUCAGUCUUCUUAAUAAAGUGUUAUUGUUAAUUUACAGUCAGAAGCUAGCAUUGUUAUAUUUGAUCAGGAACAUUACUGGAGCUUUGUUUAAUCCGGUUCUUUACUCAGCAGCUGGCUGGAGUUCCUUCAGCAGAUUAUUACACAAUUACAGUUUUUACUGUCAAAGCUCAAAGCUAAUGAUAAAGCAGCAUACUUUCUCAUAGUUAUAUCUGUUUAACUAAAUUAUUUCUAUUUUAAAGGUAAUAGAAAAAAACUCGAAGUACAUCAUGGAUUAUUAUUCCAUUCUUUAGUUCAAUGUAGUGGAGAGCUGAUGACCAGGAAGCAGAGCACAUCCCACUUCCUCUCAUCUUUUACUGAAUGUCUUCUGUUUUAUUACAUGUACACUACCAGUGAAAAGUUUGGACACACCUUCUAAUCCCAUGGUCUUUCCUGAUGUUUAUUUCUCUCUACAUUGUAAAACAAUGCUGAAGGCGGCCGAAAUCCACAAUAAUGUCCUUUGAACAGUUGAUAUUGAGAUAUGUCUGCUACUGAUGCUCUGUAAAGCCUUCAUAACGCCUCUAAUCUGAGGUGCUGUUAAUUGGUGAUUUCUGAGGCUGGUCACUCUAAAUGAACUUCUCCUCUGCAGCAGAGGUCAGUUUUGGUCUUGCUUUACUGGGAUGGUCUUCAUGUGAGCCAGUUUCAUCAUGGUGCUUGAUGGGUUUUGCAAAUGCACUUGACAAUACUGUUCCUGCAAGAACUAUUCCAGAACACCUGACCUUCGUGUCUUAAAAUAACAACUGACUGUUUUUGUUGUCAUUACAUAUGGAUUACUGAAGUCCAUGUGUGUUAUUUCAUAGUUUUGAAAUCUCCAGGAUUGUUCUAGAAUGUAGAAAAUAAAUCCCUAAACAAAAAACACUGAAUUAAAAGGUGUGUCCAAACUUUUGACUGGAAGUGUAUAUUAAAUAUGUACAUCACUAUCUAUCUAUCUAUCUAUCUAUCUAUCUAUCUAUCUAUCUAUCUAUCUAUCUAUCUGUCUAUCUAUCUAUCUAUCUAUCUAUCUAGAUAGAUAGAUAGAUAGAUAGAUAGAUAGAUAGAUAGACAUAGGCAGCCCUUUAGGAAUAUUUUAUGAAGUCCUCAUUUCUAUCCACAGUGUAAUAAAACUACAUGCAGUGUUUUCCAUGUAAACUCUAAUUGUGCUGCUUUACUCACAGUUUAUAAAGGAAUCACUAAAUGUUUUAUCUGUUUAAUAUAUUUAAUAUAAUCUGGUUUGCACCAAAUAAUUUAAUCUGGUUUGCACACACACCAUGGCAUAGAUUUAUGUAUAAAAAAUAAAGAUAAUAAAAAUGAUGAUGAAAUAUGUA
Messenger RNA from Hemibagrus wyckioides, 3342 nucleotides. RefSeq names its product guanylate cyclase 1 soluble subunit beta 1 (gene gucy1b1). Gene Ontology annotation, biological process: cGMP biosynthetic process; response to oxygen levels. Gene Ontology annotation, molecular function: heme binding; guanylate cyclase activity. NCBI's taxonomy places the organism in Eukaryota, Metazoa, Chordata, Actinopteri, Siluriformes, Bagridae. The transcript has 13 exons. Gene Ontology annotation, cellular component: guanylate cyclase complex, soluble. The coding region runs from base 142 to 1971 and encodes 609 amino acids. The record is from RefSeq and is a predicted model, not a curated record.